Messenger RNA from Lactuca saligna, 973 nucleotides. The record is from the annotation of a GenBank genome assembly. NCBI's taxonomy places the organism in Eukaryota, Viridiplantae, Streptophyta, Magnoliopsida, Asterales, Asteraceae.
AUGUCUUCAGCUCAAGACCCAUUUUACAUUGUAAAAGACGAGAUUCAAGAUUCUAUUGAUAGCCUCCAGGGCAGCUUUCAUGAAUGGGAACGCGUCCCUGUUGGCAGUGGGGAACAAUCUCGGUUGACAAAGGAACUCCUUUCGAAUUGCGAGAGCAUUGAAUGGCAGGUGGAUGAGCUGGAAAAGGCUAUUUCUGUAGCAGCUAGAGACCCUUCUUUGUAUGGUAUAAACCAAGCGGAGCUUGAAAAGCGAAGGAAGUGGACCACUACAGCUCGGAUUCAGGUGGGAAAUAUUAAGAAAGCAGUGACAGUGAGUUCAAACUUUGGUGGGAGUGGGAUGCGCCAAGAAUUAAUGCGGAUGCCAAAGUCUCAUCAUCAGCAGGAUAAGGUUGGGACCAGAACCGGAUCAUAUGCUGCUGUAGAUAAUGAUGAUUUUAUUUCUUCAGAAUCAGACACACAGAUGCUUCUCAUCAGACAACAAGAUGAAGAGUUAGAUGAACUAAGUGCAAGUGUGGAAAGGAUCGGAUCUGUUGGGCUCACCAUACAUGACGAACUCCUUUCACAGGAGAAAAUUAUAGAGGAUUUGGGUUCAGAAAUGGAAAGUACAUCUAAUCGUCUUGAUUUUGUUCAGAAAAAAGUGGGCAUGGUUAUGAAGAAGGCCAGUGCCAAGGGACAGAUGAUGAUGAUCUUAUUCUUGAUUGUCCUCUUCAUUAUCUUAUUCGUUUUGGUUUUCUUCACCUGAACUCAACUCGACGCCUACAUCAUAUGCUGUUUCUUGAUUUCAAAAAUAAAAAAAUUACCGUAUUAUCUAUUAUAGGAGCUAGGUGUUUUCAUUAGACUUUUGUUGCUUUAUAUGGUGUGAGUAAAUUGAGAAAAGUUUUCCAAGAAUAUUAUUGUCCCGCUUUUGAACAUAGUUUUAUUAAUACCUUGUACCGGUUUGUUUUUUUCAAGGAACAGAGUCAACAAUUAUUAUG